Messenger RNA from Puccinia graminis f. sp. tritici CRL 75-36-700-3, 2928 nucleotides. RefSeq lists its product as uncharacterized. The transcript has 4 exons. NCBI's taxonomy places the organism in Eukaryota, Fungi, Basidiomycota, Pucciniomycetes, Pucciniales, Pucciniaceae. The record is from RefSeq and is a predicted model, not a curated record. The coding region runs from base 1 to 2928 and encodes 975 amino acids.
AUGUCAAGCUCAUCUAACUCACCCUUACACCACUCAUUCAUCAACAACCGACAGCCCAGGUCAAACGGACUACCCUACUCAUCCACCCUCACCCCAAACCAUCGACCAUCCAGAUCACUACAGACUAACAUCACCAACAACAACAACAACUCAACAGCACCAUCACGCUCCCUAAUCACAGUCCUACCACCAGCAUCACUACCCUCUAACCCUCCACAAGUACGAUCAUCAACACUCUGCUCUGGAUAUGGCCCCCCAUCUGGAUUCAGCCGAGGGAUCCUCAUUCCCCUCUACCCUACACUCGCCGCUCAAAUGACUGCCAUCGCCCGAGAGUAUGGCUUACCCUCAACCGGCGGAAUGAUGGUCUACAUGAUCGAAGCCUCCCCUCAGUUGGGCGAACUAGCAAAACAUAUGGUCGGUGGUCCCAAGAUUAGCGAGGCAGCCUGGAAUAUACUCUGGUCUGGAAUAUUCGAGGAAGAAGAGGCAGAAGCAUUCGAACGGGAAUUGCUUCAGAGGGAUCAACUCUACUCUGAACCAGCCUCACGUCAGUAUUAUACAAAUAAUAACCCAGAAGCAGAUCUGAAUGAAGAUCAUGAGGAGAUCGAAGAAGAGGAAGCCUUAAACAGUAGUCUCGAAGAUAUCGUCGGAUCUGCCAUCGAUUUCCCGAUCCCUCCUGCGCACCAUCGUCCAUCCCUCACUCCAUCUACCCAAGAUCUUCAUCACCCCCACAACAAUCAUCCAGCUCAGACAUCAUCCAUCUCAUCAUCUGACGAUCCAAGACUCCAUCAUACACAUACUACAUCUACUAUCCAGCGACGUAUCCCCUCAAGGCAACGAACCGACGAUCGUUUCAAACUGGCCGACCGCUUGAUUCAUCAUGCUCACUCCCAUUCCUCAAUCAUCUCAAACAAAAUCAAUCCAACCAGAGUCUCUUCCUCGGCUGACCUCACAUCUAGGCCGACCUCUCCCACUUCGGUACGACCCCCAUUCCGAUCGACUAGGCCCAUCCGCCCGGCCCAUCAUCCAGCACCAAUGUCUGAUCGUGGGAGCUCCUAUUCCGCCUCUUCCCUACGUCCCCGUCGCAUUGGCGCCGGAAUGAUCGUCGGCAAAAUCGAGUUCGACAUCGAUUGCUCUCGGAGUAGUGGUCGUUGGUAUCAACAGUGGCUUAACCCAUCAUCCAAGCUUCCUCGGAAUGAUUACUCGUCGAGUACCACGCCUGUCUCUGCAGACUGCUCUAGACCUCUCCUACUCCCUAACCUGAUCACCCAACGAUCCCAAUCAUCUACCUCCCCCAACCUCCCUCUAGAAAAAGAAUCACCCACCAGUCACUUCAACAACUCUCUACGCUCCACCGAGCUGAGCAGCAGCAGCAGCAGAAAUCAAAAUGAUAACUCUCACAGUUUUCUUGCCUUCGAUGAUCCUGCUCCGCUAUCCGGGUCUGACUUGAGUAGAUCACAACUGGCUCUCGACAAAUCAACUGAUACCCCAGACCGAUCAAAGGAUUAUCGCAAUUCCACUAAACUGACGAGCGAGAAAUACCCACUCGAUUCAGGACGUAUUUUCUAUAGUAGUGAAACUAGGGGAGAAAAGAGUUCACCACCCGGAGAGGGAAAUGAGAGUAGGAGAGUUGGUGGUCGAAUCGUUAGCGAUAAACAUCGGCAAGCAAUCUCCUUGAUCGAAGCCCAAGCCAAGCAUCAAUCCUUGGUCGAGCAGAUCGAUGCCCAAUUAUCCUCGCCGAUCAAAUUGGAGCCCGUCCCACAGCACCAUUCGUAUGGCUUUGGUAACCUGACCAGCACUACCACGACGACCACCUUACCGGGGCUAUCCCUAGAGGUGAGCAAUCGACCGGACCUGGCGGAUUCUAGGUAUAAACGAAACGAGCAAGGCUCGCAUUCGUCUUGUACCAGUUCCCCGGAUACCGACCCUGCGAACAUGACACACUCGAGCACCGGCUCCACUUCCUCCAACUCCUCCGUCGAUGUGCCCGACAACCAAGAACUCUUGUUGCCGGGCUUGUGGGCCUCUAAACGGAGCUCCUCAAUGGCUAUCGAGGCCAAUCUCAAAGAACUCGAGCAGGCACUCGUCAGUCUCUCGCCUCGAGCCUUACGCUCUUCUGGCCCCAAUCCGCUCCCGUCGCCUAUCUCGUUGGCUUCGUCCUCGUCCAACCCUCUGCCGAUUGCCACUCAACCUUCCAAUAAUCUUCUCGCUGGCUCGUCGAUUUGUUCUCCCGAAUACCUCAUCCAUGCCGGGCCGAAUAAGAACCGUCUGAACUCGAGCAGCAGCUCGUCUGCGCUUCUUCAAUCUUCUAAUCAGGAGCAACGUGGUGGGAUGAGCAAGUUCUUCGAUAGCUUGCAAGAGUCUUAUCAGGAGAUCAAAGCUCGCUCUUCUCUCUUGCCCCCUCAACCGCAACACUCUUCCUCUUCGUCCUCUGCUUCUUCUUCUACUCCGUCGGGUUCUUCGGCACUAAGCGCUGCGGAAGUUCCGGUCGGAAAUACCUCCGGCUACACUCGCGAAGACGUCCGCGAAACUCAGGCGCCUACCUCUCCGCUUCCUACAAUCACUUCCUUUUCGUCUAAUCCUACACCUAUUCUUACGCCUGAUCCUACGCCUACAACAACAACAACAACAACAACAGCUACAAGUAAUCGAAGAAAUAACUCGUUCAAACUCCCGCCCAGAACGACCUCCUUCUUCCGCAAAAACUCCUCCUCCUCCUCUGCAGCCUCUUCGACCAUCGCUCUCACCCCUCUCAGCUCGUCGAUCUCGUCUACCUCCCAUCCCAACCCCGACGGGUUCGUCUCCAAGGCCGCUACCCUCGUCGUCGGCAAGUUCCGCAACCAUUCCGGCCAUUUCGCCGGCUUCGCUUCCCCCGCCGCCGUUGCCUCUCCCAAGCGCAAAAUCACGCUCGAGAAUCUCGCCGCUUCGUGA